GCUGGCUGCCUGUCCACUGAAAAGUGAAGUGUGUUUGACGAAGCAGUGGGUGUCGGACUUUCUCUGUUACUUGUCCUUUCUCCAUUGGUUUCUGUCGUCCUUAUUUUCAUUUUUUAGAUUUUGAGAUUUUUCCAUAGUGAAACCAAACACUGUAGCAAACUUAGAGGAUGUUUUAGAGAAGUUCCUCCAGCGUUUUUUUGAGGAACCGGUGGAAGGCGGAUACCACCGGAGAUGGAUAAGCUAACCUAUAGCUCACUUGUUAGCCGACAGUCAUAGAUCACAGAAUAGACUCGAGCUAGCAUGCUAACAACUGUCUAAUUGAGCAUUUAUCGGGUAACUGAGGCUCUUUACUCACUCCUAGCAUCAGGAUUAUUCUCUGCUAGACUUUGGGUCUUAUUUUUUCACCGUUUUUAGUUUGUCAGAGGCCAGCGAAGUCAGGAAGACUCAAUUUCUGGUCAUAAAAGGAGAACGACGGCGCGGAAUUGUCGAGAAGCGACGGCUAAGUUAUCCCACCAGCUCAGUCAAAUAAGACUGUGGACACUAUGCUGCCUAACGCUCAGAACCAACCACUGUUUCCGAACCCGGCGGGCCAGCAGAACCCCGCGGGCCACUUCCACGCCAGACCCCACCUACAGAUCAAGAAGAACGCCAUAACAGACGAGUACAAGAUCACCGGCCAGGUGCUGGGGCUGGGGAUCAAUGGCAAGGUGGUGGAAAUCUUCCAGAGGAAAACCGGUGACAAAUAUGCGUUAAAGAUGCUGCAGGACUGUCCCAAGGCACGCAGGGAAGUGGAGCUGCACUGGAGGGCGUCCCCAUGCGCUAAUAUUGUGCGCAUCAUUGAUGUUUAUGAGAACCUCUAUCAAAGCAAGAAGUGUCUCCUUAUCGUCAUGGAGUGUAUGGACGGCGGUGAGCUUUUCAGUCGAAUCCAGGACAGAGGAGACCAGGCCUUCACAGAGAAAGAGGCGUCUGAUAUCAUGAAGAGCAUAGGAGAGGCCAUACAAUUCUUACAUGCCAUCAAUAUUGCACACAGAGAUGUGAAGCCAGAGAACUUGCUGUAUUCUUCGAAGAGGCCCAGGGCUCUCCUGAAACUAACAGACUUCGGCUUUGCCAAGGAGACGACCUCACACAACUCUUUAGAUACUCCCUGCUACACACCUUACUACGUUGCUCCAGAGGUUCUUGGCCCAGAGAAGUAUGACAAGUCAUGUGACAUGUGGUCUUUGGGCGUCAUUAUGUAUAUUCUGUUGUGUGGAUACCCUCCUUUUUAUUCUAACCAUGGCUUAGCCAUCUCUCCUGGGAUGAAGAAGAGGAUAAGGAUGGGCCAGUAUGAAUUUCCCAACCCUGAGUGGUCAGAGGUGUCGGAAGAAGCCAAACAGCUGAUCAGGACCCUCCUAAAGACUGAGCCGACCCAAAGGAUGACCAUCACAGAGUUCAUGAAUCAUCCAUGGAUCAAUCAAUCAAUGAAGGUUCCCCAGACCCCACUUCACACCAGUAGGGUUUUAAAGGAGGAGAGGGAUGCAUGGGAGGAAGUCAAGGAGGAAAUGACCAGUGCCUUGGCAACGAUGAGGGUCGACUAUGAGCAAAUCAAAAUCAAGACCAUUGAAGACUCAACCAAUCCACUGCUAACGAAAAGGAGAAAGAAAGCCAACAACCCAAACUCUGCUGCCCACUGAAAGAGUCAGGCUUGCAUGCACAUACAACACAGGUUGAGAGGAGAAAGCAAUAAUUUGUCGACACAAGUCGUACUGCAUGGAUUUUCUCAGUGUUUUAUUUUUCUUGGCAAAAGUUUUGUAAAAGUGUAUUUUUUUCUUCUUUUUUUUUUUUUGUUACUCAACCAUUUUAACAAGCUCAUCACACUGCUGCCUGCAGGGUGAAGAGCGGGUACAUGUAUUUACACCAGAAAAGAGAUUAUGAAAUGCAGGAAAACAGAGGAAAGGGGUGUUUUAGAUCUCUCUCUCAUUCUCUUUUCAAGAUAUCAGAUUGUGCAGUGAGAGAGGCAGCGAUGUUGGAUCACAACAUGAAGCCUUAGCAUUAGUUGUAGUUGAAUAUUUUUCCCCACAGCCCCUUUACCUGUGAAUGUUGUAUCACGUGGCUAAUCCCCAAAAAUCGAGACAAGCGAAGGUUUCUCUCUGUGUACAUGCUAAGCAAGCAGAUGUAUUUUGAACUGACAGGAGGAAUGUAAAGACACUGUCUGUGGGAAUUGGGAAGAAAUGGAUGCUGAUUUCUGGGAUUUGGACAGGAAGUGUCUGUCAGGUUCAGUUUGUCUUUAUGAAUGUUAAACUGAGGCCUAUGCACUCAAACAAGGGAACUGUGCCACUGACACUGCACCUCACUUGUAGCCCUUCUCUCCUUACUAAAUGUGCGCUUGUCAGACAGAGAUGGAGCAAAGAAAGACACCCCAGAAUGACUCUUUCUUUCACAUGUAGCUCACUGGAGAGGAGGCAACAAAUACUGUAUUUUUUCAUGGAUUUUUAUGACCAUUUUAGCCUAGGCCUUACUGAGUAUUGCUUAUUAGCAUAUAGCUUUUAAUCCCUUCUUGGCAUUUGGUUCAAGCUUUUACCAAUGUUUCCCUUCUGAUUUGAAAAUAUCGACGGAUUGUAUGUCAGGUGAAGCCUAUGCAGAUGUUUGUCAGCUUGGAAUACCAUUGAAAUUGUCUUUUUUUAUUAUUAUUUUUGAUUGCAAAUGUGUUGGGAAGAUGUUCUGCAUCAGUAGGAGGGAUUUAUGUAAGGAGCAGCAUCCUGUAUGGUACACACUGGCCCUUUAGAGGUUCUGUUAGAGGGCAAUAAUUAAAUUGAUGUGGAUUUAUGUCACCGCAUGUUCUGCCAUUUUCCUGAAGUUCUGAGUUGAAUUAGAAAGAACUAUGGUGCACAGUCUAAACCACCAGCAGGUUACCACACUGUGUAACUCUUCCUCAAGAGUUCGAUCAAUCUACCAAUACACUUCCUAACUCACUUGGGAUUGUAGAAAAUAAUCAAUUGUCAUUUUGGUCUUGUUACUUUAUAAAAUCACACCCAAGUUACCAAUUGUAUCACAUCUCUCAUAGUGAGAAUGUUUUUUUUUUUGUUGUUGUUUUGGGGUGGGGUUUGCCUUUCCCCAUCGUCCCUCAACUCAUCACAUCUUUGUAGUGGAAGUGCAGAUGUGUGUGUCUUUACCCUCGUCUUUGAGUCUGUUCAGCUCCACCUGACAUUUUUUUGUCUGCUUCAGCUUUGGAUUAAAAAAAACAAAUGUAAAACAAAA
Xiphophorus hellerii (green swordtail) is the source of this 3237-nucleotide messenger RNA. It is a transcript of the gene mapkapk2a, whose product is annotated as MAPK activated protein kinase 2a. The record is from RefSeq and is a predicted model, not a curated record. Bases 543 to 1673 code for a protein of 376 amino acids. The transcript is spliced from 10 exons. Gene Ontology annotation, biological process: protein phosphorylation. Gene Ontology annotation, molecular function: protein kinase activity; ATP binding. NCBI's taxonomy places the organism in Eukaryota, Metazoa, Chordata, Actinopteri, Cyprinodontiformes, Poeciliidae.